GUUGCGUGGUUUUGCGAGACUUCAGCCAUAAUUGUAAUAGACAAAAAAGAAAGUACUAAACUACGAUGCAUUACACAGCAAAUUUUGUGACAUAAACUAUAUUUAGACCAUUCUAACGAUGGUCACUGGAGAAAAUACACAAAUGGUACCAACUGAGAAUGUCUGUGUGGCAGAUGAAGAGAAGAUUUUGUGUAUUGUGCGUGACAUGCUGGACACCCAGUGUCAUGGGAUCCGUCACACCAUUAAUUUACCAGCUUCCACCAGCAUCAAGGACCUGAUUUCACAAGUGGCCCAGCAGUUUGGAUAUGUAGAAGAUACAAUAGGUGUUACGUAUGAGAAGCAAGUGGGAGCUGAAAUUCACGAGGUGAAUUUGAAUGAAAAUGAAGGGAAGAAACUGUGUGAUAUUUGUUUAAAUGGAAUGAGGAAGCACAACUUCACCAUCACCGAAAAAGAAGGAACCUUACCCCAGAAGACAGAGAGUGGGACCUCAGCUGGCACCAGCUCCUCCUCCUCCUCUGGUAUAUCAGGUGCCUCGGGGACCUCUUCCUCUUAUUACAACGGGGCCUUGACCUCCACCUCCACCGAUACCUGCUUCACCUACCCAGAGAGUUACUCCUACGCCACUGCUGUCAUCAAGUCAGACACAGGUUAUGUUGGAUUGGUGAACCAGGCCAUGACCUGUUAUCUUAACAGCCUGCUCCAAACUUUGUACAUGACACCAGAAUUCAGAAAUGCUGUUUACAGAUGGGAAUUUGACGGAAGAGAGGAGGACAUGGCCAAAAGCAUUCCCUAUCAACUACAGAAACUGUUUUUAUUGCUUCAGACCAGCAAGAAAAAAGCUAUAGAGACGACAGACUUGACUAAAAGUUUUGGCUGGGACAGCAGUGAAGUGUGGCAGCAACAUGAUGUACAGGAGCUGUGUAGAGUUAUGUUUGAUGCACUGGAACUGAAAUGGAAGAAGACAGACCAGGCCAAUCUGAUCAACAACCUGUACCAGGGAAAACUGAAAGACUACGUCAAGUGCCUCGAGUGUGGGAAUGAGAGUGCUCGGCUAGAUACAUAUCUGGAUAUACCUCUAGUCAUCCGACCGUUUGGCUCCAAUGAGACUCAUGGGAGUGUGGAUGAGGCCCUACAAGCUUUCGUAGAACCUGAAACAUUAGAUGGAAACAACCAGUACUUCUGUGAAAAGUGCAACAAGAAAUGUGAUGCCCAUAAGGGUCUCAAGUUUGUUUCCUUUCCCUACAUGUUGACACUGCAGCUGAAAAGAUUUGAUUUUGAUUACUCAACACUACACAGAAUUAAGUUGAAUGAUCGAAUGUCUUUCCCCGGGGUUCUGAACUUGAACCAUUUGAUUGAACCAGAACACAAAGGUUCAGAGGAGUCUGCCACAAGUCACACUCUGGAAGAGAGCAGUGAUGAAGACAUGAUAACCAACAUGACAGGGACCUCCUCAAAAAAUUCAGCAAUUAAAGGGUAUGUUAACGAUAAAAAUGCCAAGACUGCUGGAGCCAAGGGUCCCUAUGUGUAUGAGCUGUUUUCUAUUAUGGUGCAUUCAGGAAGUGCUGCUGGGGGACAUUAUUAUGCCUACAUCAAGUCUUUCAAAGACGGACUGUGGUAUAGUUUCAAUGAUCAACAUGUCUCAAAGAUAACGAAUGAAGAUAUAAAUAAGACAUAUGGUGGAUCCAGUACAUCCAGGGGCUACUACUCCGCAGCCUACACAAGUUCCACCAAUGCCUAUAUGUUGAUGUACAGACAGAUUGAUAAACAGAGAAAUAAAGAUUUCAUACAACCAGAGAAUUUCCCAGAACACCUCAAAGAAGCGCUACAAAAAAUAAAGGAUCGAGAGGAACAAGAAAUCCGCCAACGGGAACUUGACAAAUCUACCUGCAAGAUAAAGGUGUACUACUUUCAUCCACGUGAGAAAAGAAAAAUGGAGCAGAAGUUGGAAGUUCAUAAAGACAAGACACUGAGGGAGGCUACAGAGAUGUGUGCUAAGCUGUUCUGCAUUGAUAAGUCUAUCCCUCUGGACUGCUGUCGCCUGGUGAAGUUUGACGAGUACCAGGACACGCUGGAGUGCUCCUUUGAGGAUGAGGAGGAUACACCCAUGGGUCUGUUACUGGGAGGGGUGAAGCAGGCCUACAACUUUGACCUCCUCCUAGAAACAAAGCGACCAGAGCAGGUGUUUCAAGAGUACAGGCCUGGAGGUGUGACGGUGAAAUUGUAUGUGGCUGAUCUACAAAAUGACAUCAUCCAGGAGCCACCCAUUAGUGUGAGGGCCUACCACACUCAGACUGUGACAGAGUUCAAACAUAUGGUGGCAGAGGUUUUGGGUGUCUCAGCAGCUCAGAUGAGAUGUGUUCUGGAAAGGUUUCACAAUGACCUCAAAUUUUUAUCUGUCCCCAACAAAACACUGAAAACAGAGGGCUUCUUCAAAAGCAACAAGGUGUACGUGGAGUAUUCCGGGGAGGAGGACACCACACAUUUUACAAACACCCACUUCUUCCGAUUGCUGGACCGCCACCAAAACACCAUCAGGAUUCAUGUCAAUCUGCCCUCUACAUCUGAUGUAGAGGAUUUCCUGAAGUCAAAUUCAAGACAUGAACAACUAUUGAAAAAUGCCAUAACGAAUGCGAAAUCCAGAGAGGACAGUUCUACUUCAUUGGAAAUCAGAAGUAAAAACGGAAGUGACUCCUUAGACGAGGGAAUAAGUGACAGAGGAAGUGAUAGUGAAAUAGAUUUCAAACUGAAGAAAACGACACUUUCCAAAAGUGACCCUUCAAUUUACCACAGCUGUCAAUCAAUUGACAAUGGGCGUGUCAGUCCCCUUGGCUCCGCCUCUGAGGGCAGGGCCAGUAGUCCCAUUGGACACAGUAGCAGUAGUCAGGAUACUAGCACUAGUGCUGAAUUCAGUAUUCCAUCUAGUUACAGGGGUUUGUGUAAUAUUUCUGAUGGACAGGACGAAGCGGCGGACAGUGUUCUUGGAGAUUUAAACAGUCGGGAACCAGUGGAGCACGGAGAAAGUGAUUCGGAACAGACAGCCCCUCCCUCCCCAGGGGAACGAGUGAUCAAUGACACAGAUUUUAAAACAGAGGAGAAUUGGGAUUCAGACUGUGAUAAUGAUGUGACGAUUACAAAGGAGGAGGCUUCUAAACGUUAUUUUCACAUUGUUCACAAUGAGUUGGAUUUGUUAUCGAAACAAAGAAAUUUAACAGUGCUUGUUGAUAAACGAAUUACACUUGGGGCUUUCAAGAAGGAGUUAGAACCUCAUGUAGGGACGUCUUCAGAUAACUUUAAGGUGUAUCGUGUGUACUCAAAUAAUCAAGAGUUUGAAAGCAUCAGACUAACUGAAACUCUUUCAUUCUUUGAGGAUGGAAAGUUGAAUAUCAAGCUGGGAAGAGCUUUAAAACCAGGAGAAUACAGGGUCAAAAUCUACCAGCUUCUUCUCAAUGACGCAGAG
Messenger RNA from Saccostrea cuccullata (small rock oyster), 3457 nucleotides. RefSeq names its product ubiquitin carboxyl-terminal hydrolase 47-like. The annotation marks the transcript as partial. Gene Ontology annotation, cellular component: cytosol; nucleus. The record is from RefSeq and is a predicted model, not a curated record. NCBI's taxonomy places the organism in Eukaryota, Metazoa, Mollusca, Bivalvia, Ostreida, Ostreidae. Gene Ontology annotation, biological process: protein deubiquitination. The transcript has 28 exons. Gene Ontology annotation, molecular function: cysteine-type deubiquitinase activity; protein binding.